Molecule: messenger RNA, 4348 nt
Organism: Physella acuta
Lineage: Eukaryota; Metazoa; Mollusca; Gastropoda; Physidae
Product: major antigen
Source: RefSeq, a predicted model, not a curated record
UAGGUAAACUCAUUACGGCGCUGGUCGGGCUCGGUGCAGAUCACGUGACUAAACGGAGCGUGAGCGGGCAGUGCUACACGAUUCUUAGCGCAGCAAUCACGCCUCACUGGAACCCUAACUUCAUUGCGUUACGCUUCACUGAUUCGCACGUCUGGUGAUCAACUGUGUUUUUCAUUGGAUAUCUGCCACCUGUUAUAAGUUACCUAAUCAAUUGGUCCGUGACCAGUGGACCGUGACCAUGUCCGUCACUAGUGGAACGUGGACAGAGGCCAUCGUGGUGUGACGUGACAGCGAGCACCGAUGAUGACGGGACUACUGCUGCUGCUGCUGGGAGCCGUGGCUUGGAGCUGGGCGCUACAGCUGCAGACAGUAGAGGACAACUGCAUCUACAGCUUCGUGGUACCGCGCGAGCAGGUCAAACAUUCGUGUCAACUGGACGACAAGGUGAGCCGACGACUUGGUGCCAUGGAGAUGAAGACCAACGACUGCAAGAGGGAGGUGAUCCAACUGACGACACAGCUAGAAAAAGAACGCGAGCUAACGACCAGCAAACUGCAACAGCUAGAACGGCGGUUUGGCUUGGAUAGUAAAAGUGUGGAUUUUCUAGUAGACAGGCUAGGUCUACUGGAGAAACAAAUAGAGCAGCUUCACGCAGACAUCAUCAAAAGCAAAAAAACCAACAUGGCCGACGAUGGUUCGCACGUGAACGCCAUAGAAACCAUCCCGACGGUGAAGUCGCUCCUGCAGUUAGAGGUGAAGGGCAUGUACGAGAACCUGAGCAAGCGACUGGAGGCGUACAUCAAGGAGCAGGUUGUUCUCUACACCACAGUCCUCGGGACGGUCCACAAGAUGUCGCAAGGCAAGACCACCGGGAUGCGCAAACCGGCGUCUGCAGCGCCGGUCAAGACGACCCCCGCGCCCCCUAGCGGCGACACUACCGAGAUUGACGAGGUCGUAUCAAAGGCGAACGCCACCGAGGACGAGAUGGCGCAGCAGGUCGGUAAUGUUUCUAUCUCCAGCGAAGACAGCCCGUCCCCCCUGGACUUGAUGACCACAGCUUCCUACGAAGAGCUGUCUACAGCUUCCUACGAGGAGCUGGCCACGGCCAACAGCUCGGAGCUGGUCAUCAAAGACGAUAUGUCCGGAGCCAACGACUCUUUUAGUGGAGAGAACUUGGAGCUGAACGAGACGGUGGCCUUGACUGAGAUCUCCGCCGCCAGGAUAGGAGCAGGCCCCGGCAGCCUCGUCCUGACGGACGCUAAAUCUGUGGACGACAACGAGACAAGCGACGAGAGGGAGAGCAUGCUGCGGGACCAGACGUACCGGCAGGCGGAGCUGGAGGAGAGGCUGAAGGAGGAGAUCAGCAAGACGCUCCUCUCGCAGCUGGCAGAGUUCAUCGGCGUGGUGGAGAAGAGGACGGCGGCGCUGGAGGAGAAGAUCCAAUCACAGGACGAGAAAAACCAAGCCGUCGCCACAAACAUCUCAUCCAAGGUCAAGGAUCUUGACCAAAGUGUCAAGGACGUGAUGGAGCAGACGGACACCUUGUCCCAGGAUUUAGUGGCCUCCAGCCAACAGCUGGACAAGGUCAGGACAUUAGAGAGCCUUGUUUAUGAACUGAAGAAAAAUAUCAGCGGGGAGGGGCUCUCAAUGGCGCCGCUAGAGAUCGAAGAACAAAUUAAAAAAAUCAAAAAGAUGGAGCGGCUUAUGUCGGUAUACAAUAAGUCGCUGGAACCUUUACAGAACGAGACGAAGGUCAGGUACCGCGAGAUGAGGGAUCUGCUGGACAAGGAGAGCGCUGGACUCAGGUCAGCCGUCAAGGCCGUGCAGGACAGCAUCAGCGCCGCUCUCGACAAGCUCAACUACACGCACAGCGAGAAGCUGUUCGACAUCAAGGGCCGGGUGCGCGCGCUGGAGGACAACGUGGUGAUCCUGCAGGUGGACGGCUCCAACAUGCAGCGCAAGAUCAACCAGCUGCCUCGUCUAGAGCGGGAGAGCGGCGACCUCCAGGCCGCCAUCAGAGACUUGUCCAGCAAACAACGCGAGCUCAAGAAGAAACUCGACGAGGUCGACCAUCAGCAGAAGUCGAUGGCCGACUACAUCAACGGCACGGCCAAGCAGGUGUCGGAUCUAAAGACUGAGGUCAAGCUCAACAUUCUGGGCGAGUGGCUGCCCAUGGCGUUUGAGUUCGACAGCUCCAGGACAGACUGCCAUGGCGACCAGUACAUCAAGCGUGUCGACUACAAGGCCGUGCGGCUAGUGGGCGUGGUGCUCUGCUCACCCACACGGUACAAGAUUUUCCUGGCCAACACGCUCCAGUCAAAGUUCCUCAACGUCGGGGACGCUAACGGCCUGGGCGAGGAUCACUGCGAGUUUGUGGGGGCAAGCCGUGACGUCACACCCAAGCUCAGCCCCUUCAGGACGGUGCACUACUCGGUUCAAGGCUAUGCCCGGGGCAACUGGGGUCAGGAGCCAACCCUCCACUCCCUCAACGCUCUCAGACCCUCACCUGACUGGUACGAGUGCGGCGUGACUAUCCCAUAGAGGGGCGGAGCUUCAAGAGAGAAGAGCGGAGCCUAAAGAAGGAAGGUGGAGCUUAAAGAGAGUUUGGGUGGAGCUUACAGAGAGUAGGGUGGAGCUUAAAGAGAGAAGGUGGCGCUUACAGAGAGUAGGGUGGAGCUUAAAGAGAGAAGGUGGAGCUUACAGAGAGUAGGGUGGAGCUCAACCUGUACAUGUCCUGUUCAUGGGCAAACUGCUCACAAAACUUGUCAUAUAACUUGUCACAGAAUUGCUGAAAGACUUAGGCUGGUCAGCCAUUGGAUGGUUUGUUUCCCUCCCCCCUCCCCACAGCAGGUCAUGUUGGAAUGGACAAACUAUGCAGACUGUUACAGUACCAAAUUGUGAUACUUCUAUAUUUUUAACACUUUUUGCUGUUCUUUAUGUCAAUUUAUUUAUUGGCCAAUGGAGUCAUUACAUGGAGUCAUUACUUGUAUUACUAUAUGGAGUAUUUCUUAGUGGAAAAUAGAUUGAAGUGGCUAAAAAAGAAAUGACCAAAAUAGAAGUGGCCAAAAUAGAAGUGGCUAAAAUGUAAACAGCCACUAGAAGGAAGCGGCCAGUGGCUCAAUUAAGGAAACAGAUGACAAAUUCUGUAGCUUAGAAAACUUGUUGUAAAUUAUACAUAGUUUCAUGGUUACAGACAGAUAUGUUAUUUAUAUACAGUGGUACCUCGAGAUACAAGUUUAAUUCACCCCGUCACAUUGCUCAUUUGUAUUGUUACACAUUCAAAUAAGAGAAAUGCAUUUAUAAAUUGCUAAUUUUGUAUAAAAAGAUAAGGAUCAAGUCAAUAAAUUAACUGGUUCUAUAAAGUUUAUAAAGUCUUUGGCAAUCAGCAAACCUGAGCUUACUGGAGAACAGAUUACUCAUAUCCCAAUCUUUUCUCUAACUCUAUCAACUGUAAAGCCAGAUGGUCUCUAAUUCAAUGCAAAAAAUUUGGCUCUCUCAAAUGCUCGUAGUUAAAAAAUCUCAAAUAUAAGGGCACUCAUAUGUUGAGGUACCACUGUAUUUUGCUUUUCACAUUGAUGUGAAAUUUUAUUUUUUCCAUUUUGUUCAAUUUGACUGGGUUAUAAAUAAUAUGACUGUUAUAACCAGGUGUUAUAAGAAAUGAUAUACCUGGCGGCUACAUAGAAGCAAAUGAUGAAAAACUCAACAAGCUCAUGUGCAGCCUUUACUGCUGGAACUUAGAUCUGAUCCAAAUUAUUGGGUGGACACAAAAGGGAAAUUAGCAUUUUGUUACCAUUUGUUAAAAAAUGUAAAUUAUCGUUUGUGUAAUUUACUGUAAUAUUAAGUAUGUGUGCAACAUAGUGUGUGUAAUGUUGAUAGUUUGAGUAAUGUUGAUAGUUUGUGUAAUGUUGAUAGUUUGUGUAAUGUUGAUAGUUUGUGUAAUGUUGAUAGUUUGUGUAAUGUUGAUAGUUUGUGUAAUGUUGAUAGUUUGUGUAAUGUUGAUAGUUUGUGUAAAAAUGAUAGUUUGUGUAAUGUUGAUAGUUUGUGUAAAAAUAAUAGUUUGUGUAAUGUUAAUAGUUUGUGUAAUGUUGAUAGUUUGUGUAAUGUUGAUAGUUUGUGUAGUGUUGAUAGUUUGUGUAAUGUUGAUAGUUUGUGUAAUGUUAAAGUUUGUGUAGUGUUGAUAGUUUGUGUAAUGUUGAUAGUUUGUGUAAUGUUGAUAGUUUGUGUAAUGUUGAUAGUUUGUGUAAUGUUGAUAGUUUGUGUAAUGUUGAUAGUUUUUGUAAUUUCUUUGAUAUGGACUUGACCAAAAUAGAAGGUGCAUCAUUAGAAACAAACAUAGAAUAAACAUUUU